Molecule: messenger RNA, 3450 nt
Organism: Sceloporus undulatus (fence lizard)
Lineage: Eukaryota; Metazoa; Chordata; Lepidosauria; Squamata; Phrynosomatidae
Gene: SF1
Product: splicing factor 1
Exons: 13
Coding region: 60-2387 (775 amino acids)
Biological process (GO): regulation of mRNA splicing, via spliceosome
Cellular component (GO): nucleus
Molecular function (GO): zinc ion binding; mRNA binding
Source: RefSeq, a predicted model, not a curated record
GCCUCUGUGAGGGGAGGAAAAAAAAGGGGGCCUACGUCGUGGAAGUUUCCCGAGCGUCUAUGGCGACUGGAGCGAACGCGACGCCGCUGGGGAAGCUCCAUCCGCCGCCGCCUCCUCCUCCGGUGCCGGGCAAAACCGGAUACCCGCUCCCUCCUCCUCCGCCUCCGCCUCCGCUAGUGAUGCAAGGGCCUCCUCCGCCGCCUCCUCCGCCUCCGGGCCCCGCUCAGGCCCAGCCCCAGCCGGCCAUCCCCAGCCUCAUGGCCGCCGCGGCCGCAGCCUUCCCCUUCGCCGCCCUGCCGCCUCCUCCUCCUCCUCCGCCACCUCCACCUCCGCCGCCCCCGCAGCAGCCGCAGCCCCAGCCGCCCUCGGCGCAACCGCAGCCCCAGCAGCCGCAGCAGCAGCAGCAAGGGCCGCCUUACGGCCAGUACCGCUUCCCUUCUCCCCCGCCGCCCCAGCAGCCGCCGCCGCAAACCCAGCAGCAGCCUCAGCCUCCCUUGGCCCUCGAACACCAGCAGCAGCAACAGGCCCAGCACCUCCUCCUCCACCAGCAGCAGCAGCAGCAGGAUGAGGGAGGCCAAGCCGGGGCUGGGAACCAAGAUUAUCCUAAUAAGAAACGGAAGAGGAGCCGGUGGAACCAAGACACCAUGGAUCAGAAGACGGUCAUCCCGGGAAUGCCCACCGUCAUCCCUCCUGGCCUCACGCGGGAACAAGAGAGAGCUUAUAUAGUGCAACUGCAGAUAGAAGACCUGACUCGCAAACUGCGCACAGGAGACCUGGGCAUCCCCCCUAACCCUGAGGACAGGUCUCCUUCUCCCGAGCCCAUAUACAACAGUGAGGGGAAACGCUUGAACACCCGCGAGUUCCGCACCCGCAAAAAGCUGGAGGAAGAGAGACACAACCUGAUAACGGAGAUGGUGGCGCUCAAUCCGGACUUCAAGCCCCCGGCUGAUUACAAACCUCCAGCAACUCGAGUGAGUGAUAAAGUGAUGAUCCCACAAGAUGAAUAUCCAGAAAUAAACUUUGUUGGGCUUCUGAUUGGACCCCGAGGGAAUACCCUGAAGAACAUUGAGAAGGAAUGUAAUGCCAAGAUUAUGAUCAGAGGCAAAGGGUCUGUAAAGGAAGGAAAGGUGGGACGGAAGGAUGGCCAGAUGCUGCCUGGUGAGGAUGAGCCCCUUCAUGCUUUGGUCACUGCCAACACCAUGGAAAAUGUGAAAAAGGCUGUGGAACAGAUCCGGAAUAUUCUGAAACAAGGCAUUGAAACGCCGGAGGACCAGAAUGACCUGCGUAAGAUGCAGCUGCGGGAGCUGGCCCGCCUCAAUGGGACGCUGCGUGAGGAUGAUAACAGGAUUUUACGCCCAUGGCAAAAUACAGAGAUUCGUACCAUCACCAGUACUACGGUGUGUACCAAGUGUGGAGGAGCUGGUCACAUAGCAUCAGAUUGCAAGUUUGCCCGGCCUGGAGAUCCCCAGUCAGCACAGGACAAAGCACGCAUGGACAAGGAAUAUUUGUCCCUGAUGGCCGAGCUGGGAGAAGCUCCUGUCCCAGCCUCUGUAGGGUCAUCUUCUGGGCCCUCCAACCCACCCCUGCCAAGUGGCCCAAGACCAUCAGGGCCAGGAAAUAACCAGCCACCUCCUAACCGUCCACCGUGGAUGAACUCCGGCCCCUCUGAGAACCGACCGUUCCAUGGCAUGCAUGGUGGAGGUGGCGGUGGUGGAGGUGGAGGAGGAGGCGGCGGUGGCGGCGGUGGACCCGCAGGGCCUGGUGGCCCCCACAAUUUCCCCCACCCCAUGUCAAAUAUGGGGGGACAUGGAGGUCACCCAAUGCAGCACAACCCCAAUGGCCCUCCACCUUGGAUGCAACCUCACAAUCCACCCAUGAACCAGGGACCACAUCCUCAUGGCCCCCCAGGCCCCCACCACAUGGAUCAGUACCUGGGCAAUGCGCCAGUGGGCUCUGGGGUCUAUCGCCUCCAAGGAAAAGGUAUGAUGCCCCCUCCGAUGGGUAUGAUGCCCCCUCCGCCUCCUCCGCCCAGUGGUCAGCCUCCCCCGCCUCCCUCUGGUCCUCUCCCCCCAUGGCAGCAGCAGCAACAGCCUCCGCCCCCGCCUCCCAGCAGCAGUACUCCCUUGCCAUGGCAGCAAAGUGAAUACGACGACCACCACCACCACGAGCGCUGGCACCGGGGCCAUCCCUCCAUGGCAGCAGCAGGCGGCGGCAACUUCUACGGGGGCCCCACAGAUGCAAGGCAGCCCCUCCAUGGUGCCUUUGCCUCCCGGGGUCCAGCCUCCGCUGCCCCCCGGGGCCCCGCCGCCUCCCCCACCCCCGCCUCCUGGCUCCGCGGGCAUGAUGUACGCCCCGCCCCCUCCCCCGCCUCCCAUGGACCCUUCUAACUUUGUCACCAUGAUGGGGGUGGGGGUGCCAACCUUGCCACCCUUUGGCAUGCCCCCUGCUCCCCCGCCACCCCCACCACAGAACUGAAGAAUGGUUUUGAUCUCUGUCCAGUUGUGUUUCUUGCCGGUGUCGAGCCAGGAAUUGUUUGAGGGGAGGGUGAAAUUAUGAAGCCCAGCCAGGUGUGUGUGAGGGAUGUCCCCCUCUCCUUCCCUCUCACACUUCCGUAGAGAGGCUUUAGCCUCUUGUCCAAUUCCUCUUUUGGUAUCUUGACUGGUGUCCUUCCGUAGCAGAGCCUCCCUUCCCCACCAGGACCCGAGUGCUGAGUCUCCCCUGCCAGCUGGGGGUCUGCCCCAUUCUCCUCUAGGGAGAGCGAGGGAUUUGUGUGAUAGAACUGCUGGGGAAUCUCCCACAAAGCUGCCAGGUCCAGCUAUGCAACUUGCCCUGCUAGGUGGAACCAAUAGCUUUUAUUAACCUUCUAGAUUUUUAACUUCAUCUUGAGACGCCCGUUUUCUAUAGCUGGUGUGCUUCUCCACGGUUGGCACUUGUGCCAGCGGAGCUGAAGAAGCAGCGGGCUUUCUUCUAUAGAGUUCCCUCUCUGAAAUGGAGGCCCCAAGCACCACCCCUGAGCUGGGCUUCACCAGUUCUUUACUUGUUUUAUCCCCCUCCCAAGUCAUCCUUAGGUGGGAAAGACUAGAUUUCUUAAGUUGGGUCUGCCUUUUGAAACCAGGCUUGAACCUUCCCCACCCAUUGAAUACUUAAAGAUGGAAGUCAGCGUCUCCCUCUGUUUAGAAGCCCACUUUGUCUCUCUGUCCAUCUGCUUAGAAACUCCCUCUUUUCUUUCUUUUUUUAAAAGCACAUCGGAGUGUUUUGUGGUUGGGGUGCCCUCCCGCCCCCCGAUUGAAUGACUCUUUGUCGACAAUGACGUCCAUAUGUAUGUACAAUGCUUUCAUUCGGUCUCCUGUAACCAUUUUCUGAAUUGCUUUUUUUCUUCUUUUUUGGUGUGUGUAAGAAUAAAAAAACUCAGCAAAGGGGAGGUUCCAAUUAAAUGCGGCUUUUAAAAUA